Molecule: messenger RNA, 1296 nt
Organism: Alternaria ventricosa
Lineage: Eukaryota; Fungi; Ascomycota; Dothideomycetes; Pleosporales; Pleosporaceae
Exons: 1
Coding region: 1-1296 (431 amino acids)
Molecular function (GO): protein binding
Source: RefSeq, a predicted model, not a curated record
AUGUUCCGACCACCUGUAUCCUCACAUUCACCUCGCAUACCUAAGACCAUUGGCGAUCUUCCUGAAGAGCUGCUUCUUAACAUCGGCGCACAGUUCACGGAUUUAAGUCGCAACUGUGAUCUUGCAAGCCUUGCGCUUGUGUCCAAGAGAUGGCGACCUGUCGCACAAGAAUGGCUACUCAAAGAACCAAGGUUCAAUCUCGCGUUUAUCGAUCGGUACAUGUCAGAACUGGGCUACCGGUCGCACCUGCUCGGUCAGGUCAAGAGCUUAGAGAUUUGGAGCAAGAGUGAAGGUAGGACAACCAGAACCCAACAUACUACUCGCACUGGGGUACAAGUGUAUCUCACCCAACCCAAAUAUAACGCGGUCCUUGCUCCGGAGCACAUAAAGCAGGACGCUGAGUUUCUGGAAGCAUGUGGGGUCAUGAUCAAUCACUUCGCUACCAACAAACGUCAUGCAAAGGAUUGGCUAGAAGCUAUCAGAGAUGACAUCGUCCCCGCACUAUUUGGUGUCCUCAUCUGCGCACUACCCAACCUACGCGAGCUAAAACUCGGCGACACAUGGCUCAUGGACUUCCCUCUCUUCGCGAGUACGCGGUCUGCAUCUGCUCGCGCGAGUUAUACACUACCAUACGAGUGGAAGCACAAGUUCUUGCUUGGAGCACUCACAGCCAAGCUGCCUCAUCUGACAGUCCUUGAGAUACCGAGCGACAUGACAGCGAUAAGGUACUCCCACAGCGUGACCACGGUCUUCGACCUCCGCCGCUUCGAGAGCCUGAGGGAAGUCGGUCUGACUAUGAAGGCGAUACAAGGCCAUGGAAUCAUACGACAAGGACUGCCAAAUGCGGACCCAGCGGAGAUCUUCCCAAAGACGCUGGAAGUCCUGCGCAUCAGCGAGGCGACGCACAUCACAGCCAACUUCCUGAAUACGCUCUGUCUCGCUAAGAAAAAGCUCCACCUACCCAACCUCACGCGCAUAGAAGCCUAUCACAUGGAACAUCUAGACAACACCAGGUUCAGCGCCGAACUAGACAACUGUCUAGAUCCAAUCGACGAUGUACGCAAAAUCUGUCGCGACGCUGAGAUUGCGGUGUAUCUCUACUUCCCGCCGUGGACUAUGUCGACGUGGGAGUCGGAUGGUGGUACGCCGUGGCGAUUGAAGGCCGAGCCGGAUGUGCUACAUCGUGCGGAGUACGUGUGCUGGAAGAAAGCGAUGGGACCUUUUGGCGUGCAUCAGGAUCCGAUGGAUAGGGUGGAGGUUGAGUGGGACGCUGAUGGAGAUGCGGUUAUGAUCUAG